CGCACUGCGCGUCAGACAAAGCCUUCAACUGGACUCUUUAAAAACUUGAAUGAAUUCACGCAGUUUCAUAUCAGAGUUAAUCUUUUGAUAUGAAUGGACUCGCAGUUUGAGGUUGUUGGGUUUUUUUUUUUUACAGCGCUUUUUUCCCGCUGAAGAUAAAUGUGACAUGUCGGAGGAAAAUAACUCAGCGGAGGCAGACUUUUACACCCAGAAUGUUGAAUGUCCCGGGGAAGAGUCGUUUGGCUUUGGCGAUGAGCUGGAGUUAAAUCAGUUCGACGGAUUGCCCUUUUCCUCGCGUUACUACAAAUUACUGAAGGAGAGGAGGAAGCUGCCUGUGUGGAAGGUCAGGUGCGAGUUUGAGGAGGCGCUGGUAAACAACCAGCUGGUUGUCGUGUGUGGCAAUGCAAAGACGGGGAGGAGUACACAGAUCCCUCAGUGGUGUGCAGAAUUCUGUCUGUCAGACCAGUAUCAGCACGGCAUGGUUGUGUGCACACAGACCCACAGGCAGCAGACCGUGGAUCUGGCCUUGCGCGUGGCUGAUGAAAUGGAUGUAAACAUAGGCCAUGAAGUGGGAUACACCAUCCCCCUGGAGACCUGCUGCUCCUCUGACACUGUUCUCAGAUAUUGCACUGAUGAUAUGCUGCUAAGAGAAAUGAUGUCAGACCCUUUCCUGGAGCAGUACGGGGCCAUAAUUAUUGACCAGGCCCAAGAGAGGACAGUGAGCACAGACAUACUCCUGGGUCUCCUGAAGGGAAUCCUGCUACAGAGGCCCGAACUCAGAGUGGUGGUCAUCACCGUCCGGUCCAUGACGGACAAGCUGCUGGGCCACUUUGGCAGAAUCCCACUCAUCAGUCUGGAGGCCUCGCAUUCUGCUGAGGUGGUCCACAGUAACAACGACAACAAAGAUUACUUCUACUUAGCGCUGAGGCUGGUGCUGGAGAUCCAUCAAGCCAAAGAGGAUGGAGACGUGGUUGUGUUUUUUGCCUCCGCUAAGGAGGUGGACUGUGCCCAAAGCAUCCUGGAGAGAGAAGGAACCAGGCUGGGAGCAGAUUUGGGAGAAAUGGUGCCUUUGGUUCUGAACCCAGGCCAAGUAGGGCGACUGCCAUUCAUGACCAACCAACAAGGCUCCAAGAAGCCAAGGAGAGUUUUCCUAUCGACACAACAAGGGGAGGAUAUGUGGUGUGCUAUUGAGUCCAUCAACUUUGUCAUUGAUGCAGGAGUCCAGAAAAAGAUGGUGUACAAUCCAAGAAUAAGAGCUAACUCGGAGGUAGUUCGACCCAUCAGUCAAUGUCAGGCUGACAUACGCAAGCGGUUGUCUGGACCUACAGGUAAAUGUUUCUGCCUGUAUCCAGAGGAGAGUGAGCUUCCUGCAGAGAACCCCCCACAGAUACUAGAGUCCAACAUUACACCAACGGUUCUUUUCCUCAAAAGGAUGGAGAUCGCUGGCCUUGGACAGUGUGAAUUCAUUGACCAACCAGAUCCUGAGGGUCUCAUGCAGGCAUUAGAGGAGCUCGACUACCUCGCAGCUUUGGAUGAUGAUGGCAACCUGUCUGAGAUUGGCAUCAUAAUGUCUGAAAUCCCUCUGGACCCUCAGAUGGCCAAAGCUCUGCUGGCGUCCUGCGAGUUUGACUGUGCGAGUGAGAUGCUGACAAUCGCAGCGAUGCUGUCUGCUCCAAGCUGCUUCCUGAAGCCAUCCGCUGGUUUGACCCUGGAGGCGGUCCGGCGCCACAGAAAGUUCCAGCACCCUGAAGGCGACCACUUCACCCUCAUUAACAUCUACAACUCCUUCAAACAAAACCAGAGAGAUCAACAUGUCAGCACUGAGAAGUGGUGUGAGACCUAUUUCCUGGAUCACUCUGCCCUGAAAACAGCCGAGGCCAUUAGAUCAGAGUUGACUGACACUUUGAACAGGAUUGAGCUUCCCAUCGCUGACCCCUCCUUUGGAACCAAGACAAACACCCUCAACAUCAAACGGGCUCUCAUGGCCGGGUUCUUCAUGCAGAUUGCUCGUGAUGUGGACGGAUCGGGAAACUACUUCAUCUUGACACACAAGCACAUGGCCCAGGUGCACCCUCUCUCCAUCUACGGGGCUCAGUCACAGAAGCUUGGACUGCCAGAGUGGGUUGUCUUCCAUGAGUACACUCUGUCAGAGAACAACUACAUAAGAACGGUCUCAGAAAUGUCCCCUCAAGUGUUCAUUCAAAUGGCACCAGUGUACUUCUUCUACAAUCUGCCACCCAGUGAAAGCAAAGACAUACUGCAAGGCGUGUUGGACCCGGACACAUGCAGAAAACAUAAAGAGGAGAAACAGAAAGCAGCACCAAUCAGCGGCGACGCCAACAGUGGCUGCGGAGCGACACCACAGACGUACGACAGAUGUGUGAUUCAAUGAACAUAAGAGAUACAUGUGAGAAUCUGGACUCCAAUGCAAAUGUGUGUAUAAUAUUUAUCGUCAGUGCAAACCUGAGACCUUGAUAUUGAUAAAUUAUGGCUUGAAAGUUGUUGUGAUGUUCUCAUGUAACUGUUGCAUUCAGUGGGUGAAAUCGUUGUCUAGUGAGGUAUUUAAAAUGGAAGAACAUAAUGUGCACCCCAGACUGUGGUCAGUUUUGCUUGAUGGUCUGUCUUAUUCAUAAAACAAAUGGGUUUUUAAAAGUUCUGAAAUAACAUUGCUAUACUUUAUAUGACAUAAUAAGAUAAGAUUUUUUGGAUGUUUACAUAAUAAAAAUGACCUUAUUUGGGUUAUGGUAAUCAGAAAAUGCUCUUUACAUGGCAGUGUCUUCUGUUCUGUAUUCUGUUUCAUUAAAGGAGGAUAUUAGAAUAUUGUCUGUGUAAAUAGUCACUGUCU
Messenger RNA from Solea solea (common sole), 2845 nucleotides. RefSeq names its product DEAH (Asp-Glu-Ala-His) box polypeptide 32a (gene dhx32a). Bases 167 to 2392 code for a protein of 741 amino acids. The record is from RefSeq and is a predicted model, not a curated record. The transcript has 11 exons. Gene Ontology annotation, molecular function: RNA binding. NCBI's taxonomy places the organism in Eukaryota, Metazoa, Chordata, Actinopteri, Pleuronectiformes, Soleidae. Gene Ontology annotation, cellular component: spliceosomal complex; intracellular anatomical structure.